CCCCGAACACCUUCAAGAAUUCUGCGACACUUCCGGUGCAUGGCGGUUUCUCGUAGCAUUCUGCAUUUUGUUGGCUGUUAAUUUUUAUAUCACAGGCUUGACGUUCCUCAGCUCAGUACUUGUGAGAAGAGUUGAUUAUUCCAGUUGUUGAAGGGGAACAAACGAGCGCGUCGUCAAGAUGCCGCGAAUUAUGAUAAAAGGAGGCGUUUGGCGCAACACUGAGGAUGAAAUCCUCAAGGCAGCGGUGAUGAAAUAUGGGAAGAAUCAGUGGUCGCGUAUCGCCUCACUGCUCCAUCGAAAGUCUGCCAAACAGUGCAAGGCCCGAUGGUACGAGUGGCUGGAUCCCAGCAUCAAGAAGACAGAAUGGUCCAGAGAGGAAGAGGAGAAGCUGCUUCACCUGGCCAAGCUGAUGCCCACUCAGUGGAGGACCAUCGCUCCCAUCAUCGGUCGCACCGCUGCCCAGUGUCUGGAGCAUUACGAAUACCUGCUAGACAAAGCCGCCCAGAGGGAGAAUGAGGAAGAGGUGGGAGACGAUCCCCGGAAGUUAAAACCAGGAGAGAUCGAUCCGAAUCCCGAGACCAAACCUGCCAGGCCCGACCCAGUGGACAUGGAUGAAGAUGAGCUGGAGAUGCUGUCAGAGGCCAGAGCUCGUCUGGCCAACACUCAGGGCAAAAAAGCGAAGAGAAAAGCCAGAGAGAAACAGCUGGAGGAAGCCAGACGAUUGGCUGCUCUUCAGAAACGCAGGGAGCUGAGAGCGGCGGGUAUCCAUGUCCAGAAGAAGAGGAAGAAGAAGAGAGGAGUGGACUACAACGCAGAGAUCCCCUUUGAGAAAAAACCUGCAGCGGGUUUCUAUGACACCAGCAUGGAGCAAUAUGAUGCUCAGGAACCGAACUUUAAACGACUCAGACAGCAGCACCUGGACGGAGAACUCCGCAGUGAACGGGAGGAGAGGGAUAGGAAGAAGGAUAAACAGAAGAUCAAGAAAAAGAAAGAGAGCGAUCUGCCGUCUGCCAUCCUGCAGACCAGCGGAGUGGCCGAGUUCACAAAGAAACGCUCCAAACUGGUCCUACCUGCACCACAGAUCAGUGAUGCUGAGUUGGAGGAAGUGGUGAAAAUGGGCGUGGCCAGUGAGGUGGCCCGUCAGGCGGCCGAGGAAAGUGAAGGCGGGAACUCGGCCUCCUCCACCCUGCUGUCAGAGUACAGCGUCACCAACAACAUGAACACAGGACUCCGCACCCCACGGACCCCUGCUGCCCAGGACAGGAUACUGCAGGAAGCACAGAACCUGAUGGCUCUGACCAACAUCGACACGCCCCUGAAGGGAGGCCUCAACACGCCGCUGCACGAGAGCGACUUCAGCGGCGUGACGCCCCAGAGGCAGCAGGUCCAGACGCCCAACACCGUGCUCAGCACACCGUUCAGAACCCCCGGACCGGGCCAGGCCUCUGACGGGAUGACCCCUCUGGCGGGGGGCAUGACCCCUCGGGGUACCCCUGGGUUGACCCCUGGCCGCACGCCUCUGAGGGACAAACUGAACAUCAACACAGAGGACCAGCUGACAGACCCGGCAUACGCCAAACAUGUGCAGAAGGAAAGCCUGCAGCAGCUGAGACAAGGCCUGAUGUCACUUCCUGUGCCCAAGAACGACUUUGAGAUCGUUCUUCCUGAGAACGCAGAGAAAGAACUGGAAGAGACGGAGAUGGAGAGCGGAUUUGUGGAGGACUCUGCAGACAUAGAGGCACUCAAGCAGGCUCAGCGGGACGCAGAAAGAGACAAGGAGCUGAAACUUCGGCACACAUCUGUUCAGAGGAACCUCCCCAGGCCGACUGAGGUUAACGAGUCAGUGCUCCGCCCCGCGUCCAUGGAGCCGCUCACCGACCUCCAGGUGGCUGAAGAGCUCAUCAAACAGGAAAUGAUCACCAUGCUGCACCACGACUGCCUACACCACCCCUCAUCUAAUGCAGUCACUCAGCUGCAGCGCGGCAAAACCAAGGGGCCCACCUCUACGUCCAACAACGCCUCACACAUCUCUUACCUGGAAACCCACCCCUACAAACCCAUCAGCACGGAGGAGAUGGAACAGGCGAAGGCGAUCCUGACUACAGAGAUGGACGUGGUGAAGGCAGGAAUGGGCCACGGAGACCUCAGCAUGGAGGCCUACACCCAGGUGUGGGAGGAAUGCUACGGACAGGUGCUAUAUCUGGCUGGUCAGAACCGGUACACCCGAGCUAACCUGGCAUCAAAGAAAGAUCGAAUCGAAAGUCUGGAGAAGAAACUAGAGGUGAACCGAGGCCACAUGACAGCAGAGGCUCGAAGAGCGGCUAAACUGGAGAAGAAGCUGAAAAUUCUGCUGGGAGGUUUCCAGUCCAGAGCACUGGGGCUCCUUAAGCAGCAUAAUGAACUCUGGGAGCAGGUGGAGCAAGCAGCCACUGAGCUACAGACUUUCAAUCAGCUGAAGCAACAAGAGGAUCUGGCCAUUCCUAGGAGACAAGCGGCUCUGCGGGAGGAUGUGGACAGGCAGAUGGAGAGAGAGAAAGAACUUCAGCAGAGAUAUGGAGAGCUGCUGAUGGAGAGGGAGUCUCUGCUCAGCGGCACGCAGAAGUUCUGAGCAACACAUUCAAUCUGAAACCAAUCACAGGGACUCUGAUGUAGAACAUAACCUUCCACAUUGUUGUAUUGAACAGUUUUUUUUUUGCUUUUUCCUGAUCAUCACUUCAAACCUCUGAGCCUCUAUGUUGCUGUGAUGCCCCAAGCUGCGUUUUGAGCAUGUUCAAUAGUCUUCUCUGUACCAGUGACCAAUAAAGUUUUUCAUCAAUCAAA
Poecilia latipinna (sailfin molly) is the source of this 2820-nucleotide messenger RNA. It is a transcript of the gene cdc5l, whose product is annotated as CDC5 cell division cycle 5-like (S. pombe). The record is from RefSeq and is a predicted model, not a curated record. The coding region runs from base 179 to 2608 and encodes 809 amino acids. NCBI's taxonomy places the organism in Eukaryota, Metazoa, Chordata, Actinopteri, Cyprinodontiformes, Poeciliidae. The transcript has 19 exons. Gene Ontology annotation, cellular component: Prp19 complex; spliceosomal complex. Gene Ontology annotation, molecular function: DNA-binding transcription factor activity, RNA polymerase II-specific; RNA polymerase II transcription regulatory region sequence-specific DNA binding. Gene Ontology annotation, biological process: regulation of transcription by RNA polymerase II; mRNA splicing, via spliceosome.